UGUCACCACUGUCAUCAUUGGAAAUGUUUUCCUAUAAGUAUGAAAUUAUAAACAUACAGGAGCAUGUUAGACAUGGUUUCUUGACUACAACAAAUGGCCAUGAAUUUAUCACUGAAAAUGUUUUUUAGGGCAACAUUAAAACCUGAAAUACUUCAACUAUAUCGGGAAUAAGCCAUGUCUUGUAUGAUCUUCUCUUUUUUGCUCCUGAAGAAGAAAAAAGAGCAGAUUUCUUGCUUAUUUGAUUAAUGUAAGUCAAUAUGCAAUUGUACAAUAAGAAACAAAUUGCCUAAAAUACAGUUAUUUGCAUUCAGCAACCUAUUAUAUUCUGUGUCCAUCGCCUUUUUGUAGCUGCGGGAACAGGUGCCUCUUCAUUUAAGUACACUUUAUACUCCAUAUCCUUCAAAAAGAAACACGUUAGUGUUAUUUCUUUGUAAAUAUAAUAAAGAAUAUAUUUUUUGCAUUACCCGAAUAGCUUAAUCCAAAUGAGAACAUUUCCUAAAAAUGACUACAAUAACGAAUCUGGGUAUUGACAAAAUUGACUUAGUUAAUUGGAAGACAUAUUUUAUUUUAGAAGGCUAUUUUUUUAAAGAAAAGAAAAGUUUGGUCGUAAAAGUCUUAGUGUUGUCUUUCACCCUGAAAAAGAAGCUCGUGUAAUUUACAUAAAGAACCGGUAAAUUAAUCUUUUCACUGAGGUGACGUGUUUCAUUGACGCUCACUUGCUUCGCGCAGCCGAUUCACGUGACAUCAUUGCACGUCAUUCAUCAACUGUCACUUUGUAUCGUGAAGGUAAGUCCGCCUUUUAUUAUAUAAUUAUAUCGUUAUAAUGCUUUAAAUUACUGUUUUGUUAUACAUUUCUAAAAUAAUGUGUAUUUGUAACACUAAAACAUAUGAAGAUGUUUUUCUUUUCUUUCUUUCUUUUUUUUUUUUUGCUGUCGAUACAUUAUAGGCCAGUAUUAUAUUAUAGCCUAUAACUACCAUAUACCGCCUACAUCAAAACUUUUUUUAAUAAAUGACUAUAAAAAGUAAGCCGUAACUAUUGCUAACAAAAAACAUUAUUAUUAUUAUUUUUUUUUUUUUUGCUAAUAAUUGAUAUCUUUGUUACCUUAGAUUAGAAAUAAAUUAUCUGCACCGGACGAGACCGUGAGCUGACUAGUCGCUGGCUGGCCUGGUUGCGUUAAGAAAAUGAGCAAAACAUGGGUUCUGGUGGAAUGGAGGGAGGAGCCUCCCACCUAUGAUAUUGUCCCUAAAAAGGACAUACUAAAAAAAAAGUUUGAAUCUGGAGAUGUUGUGGAUGUGGCUUAUGAAGAGGAAAGUUCCCCAGCCACAGUUAUAGAUAUUGAUGAGAGCAAAGAUACCCUCAGGAGGAGGAUGUUUAGGCUAGAGGGGAAAAGAAAAAAUCAGCCAUGUUUGCAAAAUGAUGCAAAAAGAGUAGCAAAGAAAAAAAAAACGUACACUCCAACUCAGUCCCCAUCUCACUCCAAAACGUCCUCAUCUGAUCAAGAGCCUCCAGUCAAACAUCAAGUCAUCCACCGAAAGGACAGUAUGUUAAUGCAAGAGAUUAACAGCAUGGAGAGUCAAGCUGAAGAGCAUUCAAGCCGAGAAACUCAACUUGAGAGAGAAAUUCUCAAAUUAAAAAAAGAAAAUGAGAAUCUAAGAGCACUUAAUAUAGCUCUGCAACAAGAAAUUCUUCCAAUGCUCAAGUGCAGCAUGAACCAGGACACUCGUCUUGUUGCUCAACAACCACAAGAUUCAAGUCAGAAGAAUCCCCCUGAAAAGACACAGGGGCUAGGAAUUAGUUCAGCUGUACUGACAAGUUGUGGACGGGGGGGCACAUCAUGUUCUGCCAUGGUGAAAGAUCUGGCAGUGGCAGUGUUUGGGAGAGAGACACUGGCCACACAUGGGCUGUCUGGAAGGGCUGGCAAUGCUAACACAGGCACUUUGGCAAAGCCAGCUCUUGACCAGGACAAAGUUGUAAUGAUCCUAGACACAGUACAAAAAAAGUUCCCAGAUGUUCCAAAAAAGUUCAUCAGGGCAGCACUAAGAGAAAAGUUAAAUGAUGAGCACAAGUUACGAGUAAGGAAAACAGUGUAGAGGCUUCAUUUGGCUGUGAAUUGGUCUCUGCUUCGCUCUGCUCUUACAGUUUCAAUAAAUACAAUAAAUAAUUUGUGAAAAUG
This is a messenger RNA of Megalobrama amblycephala (Wuchang bream), 2174 nucleotides long. RefSeq names its product BEN domain-containing protein 6-like. Gene Ontology annotation, biological process: negative regulation of Notch signaling pathway; positive regulation of neuron differentiation. The record is from RefSeq and is a predicted model, not a curated record. NCBI's taxonomy places the organism in Eukaryota, Metazoa, Chordata, Actinopteri, Cypriniformes, Xenocyprididae. The coding region runs from base 1183 to 2091 and encodes 302 amino acids. The transcript has 8 exons. Gene Ontology annotation, molecular function: transcription corepressor activity; DNA binding. Gene Ontology annotation, cellular component: nucleus.